Molecule: messenger RNA, 1276 nt
Organism: Pongo pygmaeus (Bornean orangutan)
Lineage: Eukaryota; Metazoa; Chordata; Mammalia; Primates; Hominidae
Gene: CABIN1
Product: calcineurin binding protein 1
Exons: 6
Coding region: 1-843 (280 amino acids)
Biological process (GO): chromatin organization
Cellular component (GO): nucleus
Molecular function (GO): nucleosome binding
Source: RefSeq, a predicted model, not a curated record
AUGGAACUCUUGAAUGACACCAGGGGCAGGGGGCGGCCCUCAGCUGAGAAUGUGCAGGCCUGGCCUCUUCCUAAUGGCCCCUGCACUCGGCACUUCCUGAGCAGCCCCGCUCCGCUUCCAUACCUGCCUGCCUCAGGGCUGCCGCAGAUCCGCAAGCAGAGGGCGUAUAACUCAAGUCGUGGGGAGCUCCAGACAGCCCUUUUCUGCAAACUGGACCCCCAGCUGGAGGGAGAGUGGACACCGCCCCCCCAUCCCCUCUCACUGCCUUGUGAUGGGAUCUUAGAGAGGCUGGGCCUCGAAGACUCAGAGGGAGAAGAGCUGGCGAGAGUGGCAGAGGGCACCGGCUUCCCACCCCAGGAGCCACGGCACAGUCCGCAGGUGAAGACGGCCCCCACAAGUUCCCCGGCAGAGCCACACUGCUGGCCGGCAGAGGCUGCCCCGGGCACAGGCGCCGAGCCCACCUGCAGCCAGGCCGCCAGCUCCAAGGCCCCCAGCAGUGGGAGUGCCCAGCCACCAGAGGGUCACCCAGGCAAGGCUGAGGCCAGCCGGGCUAAGUCUCGCCCCCUGCCCAACAUGCCAAAGCUAGUCAUCCCCUCCGCCGCCACCAAGUUCCCCCCUGAGAUCACCGUCACGCCACCCACCCCAACCCUGCUCUCCCCCAAAGGCAGCAUCUCGGAGGAGACCAAGCAGAAGCUGAAGUCAGCCAUCCUCUCUGCCCAGUCUGCUGCCAAUGUGAGGAAGGAGAGCCUAUGCCAGUCGGCCCUGGAGGUCCUGGAGACAUCCAGCCAGGAGUCCUCGCUGGAGAGCGAGACAGACGAGGACGAUGACUACAUGGACAUUUGAGGGGCCACUGCAGCCGCACCGCCACGCCCCAGGGGACCAGCCAGGCCUGGAAUGCCCCCUAUGCCUGGACCCUGGGCAGGACCAGAGGCCCACAUGGAUGCCACUCCCCACACAGCCCCCAGGCCUGCCCAGCCCACCUCCUUAUGGCAUCCUCCCUGUACCCAGGUCAGGCUGUCCACACCGCAUGGGAGCCCAGAGGCGGAGGGGCCCGCCUUAGCCAUGUGAAGGUGGAUUGGUCGCCAUCUGCACGCCAGGCGGCAUCCUUUUCUAUGAAAUGUUGACUUUGUAAAUCUGCCCACACCCAGCUGGCCAUGUCCACCCCUCGACGCCGGGAUGAGCCGGCUCUGCCUCUGUCACAGUGGAGGGGUCCUUUAGGGCCAGGCUCGCCCCUCACCCUUUUUUUGGUUGCUUUUCUAAUAAAGAUGGAACAGUU